AUGAGCUCGAUCCCACCAAAGUCAGGCCUUCAACCUCAAGGACAGAGCACCUCUAACCAGGCCGCCUCUCAAUCUACCGCUCCUGCAACCUCUGGGAAUCCCUCUUCUCAGCCGGCUGCGACCAAGUCCUACGCCAGCGCCACCAAAAAGUCCGCGACGGACUCGACCGCCGCUCCCGUCACCGUGGGCGGCUCAUCGCAACAUGGGAAGUCGACCUCAGUAUCUCCUGUGAGCGGCAAACCCAUGCAGCAACCUCAGACCCCCGGCGUCACCAUCGUCAAUGGCGCCCCGGCUCCUACCUCCGCACAAGGCGACCACUCUCGCAAGCCCUCCGUGACCAUCACCUCCGCCGGCACCUCAGGCUACAUCCCCAACGGGGGCCCCAGCAGUCGUCCCAAUAGCUUGCAGUUUGGCUUUGCGGCCAACCAGCCAGCCUCACCCAAUAUGGGUAACCCAGCCGUGCUGGCCAACCAGCCUCAGUCCGGUUUGGGUGUCAACCCAAGUGCGAACCCCCGUGUUACCUCGCCUCAGACUUCGCCGUCGCCUAUUCCUCAGCCCGCCUCGAGCGGUGGCCGGCCACCGCCGUCGUCAUACCAGGCUCAAGGUAAUGUUCCCAACUUUGGCAGCUUCGGUGAUGCAGGUGAUAACCAGGCUCGUCCGUCACAAGCCCCCCUUGGUCCCGGUCCUCAGUCGACACAUCUGCGUCGCGAAUCGUCUCAGUCGACACACAGCGACAUGAGUAACCACAUGGGCAGUGGCCCCGGUCGUGGUGGUCAUUACCAUCAGGGUGGCCGUGGCCGCGGAUACUCGCAGUCGAAUUAUCAGGGCCAGAUGGCCUACUCGCCUGGUCCCAGCUUCCGCACUCCCAACCAGCCCCGGGGUGGUAUGAACCCCCAGUACCAUCCACCCAACCAAGCACGCCCGAUGCCGCCGUUCCCUAACUCGCCUCAAGCCAACCGCAGCCCAGCGUUGGCCACUGCACACCCCGCGACGCCGCAAAUGAGCACCGUCCCGAUGGGACCGCCCCAGCCCUACGGCGCUUAUCCCCCACACAUGGCACACCAAUCUGUGAGGACCCAUUGUUAUAACAGACCCCCUCGUCGUGGCGGCCCCCUCCCCAAGAGGAAGCCUGGUCCCCGAGUCUUAUCUUCCCCCAAUGCCCCCCCUCCCCAUCCCUCUAUCUCACUUCCACCGCCCAAUCUGGCGCCAGAGAGCGGACAGUUUGAACACUAUCUAACGUUGAUGAAAUCGAACCAGGGCCCUUACUUUGACCCCAACUAUGGCUACUACCAACAAUACCCCAUGCAGCAGUUCAUGGGUCCCCCCUCGUCCCCUCAACCGCGUCCCGGAAUGCCCUACAGCCCGCAAGCCCCCUACAUGCAAGGCCAGUACCCCCCUCAGCAGCCGCCUCAGGCCAUGUCUCGCUCGCCCUCGCAGGUGUCCAAUGACCGGCCCGGCUCCAGCUUAGGACAUGGUCAGCCCCCAGCUGGUCCUCCCGCCUCCGGCCAUGCGCAUACCGCCAGCCGUCCCUCAAACAGCCCCGCUCCGGGCGUGCAGAACUUCGUCAUCCCGUCGAGCAAGAAGAGUGCCAUUGUCAUCAAGGACCCUGGUAGUGGUGCGGUGAAGACAUUCGAGAAGGCCCCGGCGUCUCCCGCUCAUGCGACCCCGUCUCCCGUGAAGUUGGCGACUCCGACCGCCACGCCUCCUCCUCGCAGCAGCAGCGGUGCGGACCACACCCGGACCGACUCCAAGGCCGCCAAAACCGAUGAGGAAAAGAAGCAGGAGCUGAAGGAUGCUGUGCGCCAGAAGAUCGAGCAGGAUGAGGCCGAGGCCCGCCGCAAGAAGGAGGCCGCAGAGACCGAGGUAACUCGCCAAAAGGAAGAAGAAGAAGAAGCUGCUCGCAAGAAGCAGGAAGAAGAGACGGCCCGCAAGCAGAAGGAAGAAGAGGAGGCUGCACAGAAGAAGGCUGCCGAUGAGGAAGCCGCGCGCAAGGCCCUUGAGGAACUCAGCCUGAAGGACAAGGCCGAGGAUGCUAAGCCCGCUGCGGAAGAGUCUUCCAAGGUCGCCGACCCCACUCCUGCUCCUGCUGACGAUGAUGAAAUUGAUUACGAUGCUAUCGAGCGGGAAAUGGCCGAACUCGAGGCCAAGGAAGCUGCCGCCGAAGCCGCCUACUAUGCCAAGAAGCAAGCUGAGAAGGAGGAGAAGGAGCGUAAGGAGAAAGAGGAGCGGGAAGCCUACGAGGCCAACAUGAAGAAGGCCGAGGCCGAGGCCGAGGCUCUCGAAGAAGCUCGGAUGAAGAAGCGCGAAGCGGGUGAGCAAGAGACUUCGAGCAAGGAUCUGUUCGCCUCGCUCAAGAAGGGAGGAUGGGCUGCGACGGAAUCUGGCGAGCCCGCUGAGAGCGGAACCGCCACUCCGACUUCUGAUGCUUCAAUGGGUCCUCCCGCCAAGCCCGCCAGUGCUGGCAAGCGUGAGAAGCCUGCUGCGCUCAAGUUGGAGACCAACAAGGCCGUUGAGCCUCCUCAGCCUAGCGCCGCAAUGAAGUCUCUUCACUCCGCUCGUCUGAUCGAGGACCUGAGCCAGGUUUCUUACCCUGCCUCCAUUGUGUCUCCCAACCCGGCUUUGAAUGCCAGCGCACCCGCGGAUCGCAAGUUCCAUUACAACAAGGAAUUCUUGCUUCAGUUCCAGAGUGUGUUCAAGGAGAAGCCAUCCGUCGACUGGGAUGCCCGCGUGCGUGAGACCGUGGGUGAUAGCGACUCCUCUCGCCCACAGUCGGCUCGCACCCCGAUGAUGGGUGGUCGCAACACUUCCCGCUCCGGCAUUUCCCAGGGAUUCCAGAUGGGCAGCUUCGGCCAAGCUGCGUCCCGGCAGAGUCUGCCUCCGGGCUCAACCUCCGAGCAGCGCUUUGCUCUUGCGAAUGCCGCUCGUACCGCUUCUAUGAACAACCCAUUCGGCUCUUUCGGACGCGGACCCAUGCCGAUGGGCUCGCCUGCGCUCAGUCGCACCAACUCUGCGAACCCCAUGAUGCCAGGAUCUCCUCGCCCGGGCUCCAACCGUUCGGGCACCCGCACCGGCAGCAAGCGCGAGAAGCAUCAGGCCAAGAAGGAAGAGGAGAUGGCCAAGUCCAUGCCUCUUACUGCCGGAAAGGAGGUCGCGGCGCUCCAGGUUUCAACCACCGGUUGGAAGCCCCGCAGUGUGGGCCAGACUACUCAGCCGGCUGCUGCUGCCCCUGGUGCUGCUUAUCUGGCUCCCGACGUGGUCCAGCGCAAGGUCAAGGCUGCUUUGAACAAGAUGACUCCCGAGAACUUCGACCGUAUUUCUGGCCAGAUCUUGGAAAUUGUCUCUCAAUCCAAGGACGAGUCUGACGGACGUACUUUGCGCCAAGUGAUCCAGUUGACCUUCGAGAAGGCCACCGACGAGGCUCACUGGGCCUCGAUCUAUGCCAAGUUCUGCAAGAGCAUGCUUGAAAGCAUGAGCCCAGAGAUCAAGGACGAGAACAUCCGCGACAAGAACGGUAAUGUCGUUGUUGGCGGUAGUCUGUUCCGCAAGUACCUGCUCAACCGUUGUCAAGAAGAGUUCGAACGUGGCUGGAAGGUUAAUCUGCCUCCUAAACCUGAAGGCCAGACUGAGGAGGCUGCCAUGAUGUCGGAUGAGUACUACAAGGCUGCCGCUGCCAAACGUCGUGGUCUGGGUCUCGUCAAGUUCAUUGGUGAACUGUACAAGCUUGGCAUGUUGACAGAGCGUAUCAUGCAUGAGUGUUUGAAGAAGCUGGUUGACUACGAAGGUGUUCCUGACGAAGCCGAGGUGGAGAGCUUGACCAGUCUGCUGCGUACCAUUGGUGCCAGCCUUGACGCCUCUGAGAAGGGUCACACGUUCAUGGAUGUCUACUUCCAGCGCAUUAACAACAUGGUGCAGAUCCAAGGUCUGCCCAGCCGACUGAAGUUCAUGCUCAUGGACAUCAUCGAUUUGCGUAAUGCCAAGUGGAAGUCCAAGGACGCCGACAAGGGCCCCAAGACUAUCCAACAGAUCAGAGAAGAGGCUGCUCGCGCGCAACAAGAGGCCGAGAUGGAGCGUCUCCGCCAGCAGGCUAACCGGGGUGGCCGUCCCAAUAUGGGCCGUGGCGAUGCUCGCAGCUACUCUGGCUAUGGCAACCAGGCACCUCCUCCGGAUUACGCCUCCAGCAAGGUCGGCAGUGACGACCUCCGUCGCCUGCGUACGACUCGCAACACCAGCCAGCCCAUGUCUUUUGGUCCCUCUAGCAUGCUGGGCUCUCGCAGCAGCAGCGGCCGGAAGAACCUUGGCCCUGGCGGCAACUUGGUUCGUGGCAGCGAUGAUAGCGCUGCUAGCAGCCGGACUGGAACCCCCCCUGCUGGCAAGAAGGAAGACAAGGAAGCUGCGUCGUCGAUCAACGCAUUCAGUGCUCUUGCUAGCUUGGAAGACCGCGACAACAUGGCUACUUCCCCUCCUUCCAACCCUACCUCCCCUUUGCUAGCCAAGUCACAACCCGCCGUUGAGCGCCGGCCAUCCAAGACCCCUUCCAAGGACGGCGAGGAAGCAUCAUAG
Molecule: messenger RNA, 4560 nt
Organism: Aspergillus bombycis
Lineage: Eukaryota; Fungi; Ascomycota; Eurotiomycetes; Eurotiales; Aspergillaceae
Product: putative eukaryotic translation initiation factor subunit eIF-4F
Exons: 5
Coding region: 1-4560 (1519 amino acids)
Cellular component (GO): eukaryotic translation initiation factor 4F complex
Molecular function (GO): translation initiation factor activity; protein binding; mRNA binding
Source: RefSeq, a predicted model, not a curated record